Molecule: messenger RNA, 573 nt
Organism: Aspergillus nomiae NRRL 13137
Lineage: Eukaryota; Fungi; Ascomycota; Eurotiomycetes; Eurotiales; Aspergillaceae
Exons: 3
Source: RefSeq, a predicted model, not a curated record
UGGUCUCUGAUUCCUAGACUCUUCCUGAUCGGUUGCUCACUGGCCAACCUUGUCUAUGGCCAAACAUGUCAGCAAUCAUUCAGACUGUAUGCAUAUGGCGAGGGUAUUGGCGGUUUGCCCGUGUUCUACGCCGAUGGUAGCGCCGAAAUAGGCAAUCGAUCCCUCUCAACAGCAAAUGAGACGGUUUCUAUCUACUUUACUAUCCCCGAGGAAACGCCGACGGUCUGGCGGGCACAAGCAAACCGUACAGAAUCCAGGAGUCCAUCUUUUGAUUCUAUGGUUUUUACUUUGCCAUCCAUAUCAGGAACAUCUGGUGGGAACGUCGGGUUCAAAGAUCCAGAUGAUUCUUCCCGGCUGGAUACGAAAACGCUGAAACUCUACGGCAAUUAUGUUCUGAUCGACUCACAGAAUGCGAACUUCUUCACAACACGAAGCGAGAGCGGAGUUUACUCCCUGCAGUGGAGUGCAAACGAAACAGCCACGCCCAACAGGAUUCCAUUGAAGCUCAGGGCGAUCCAGCCAUCUACCGACUCCGUUUUGGCUGAUGGUUUUAACCCUCGGGGCGAACUCUAA